Molecule: messenger RNA, 495 nt
Organism: Paramecium primaurelia
Lineage: Eukaryota; Ciliophora; Oligohymenophorea; Peniculida; Parameciidae
Source: the annotation of a GenBank genome assembly
AUGAAUAAGCUUUUAGCAAUGGGAAUGUUAUCUUUAAUAAUGAUUGGAAUCACUUAAUAUUUUGAUAAUUCAGAAUUAAAUCUCUAAUAGAGAUUUGAAAUUUAUACAAGAAAAUAUGGUAAAUUUUAUGGUCCUUCUGAAAAGAUCUUUAGAACUAAGAUCUACGAAGAAAGAAUUAAAUUAUUUGAAGCUCACAAUUCUGAUAAAACUUAAACUUAUACUAUGGGAGAGAAUUAAUUUACUGAUUUAACCUAAGAAGAAUUUGAGUCCAUUUAUUUAAGAAGAAGAUCUUAUUAGAAAUAAUAAUUUGAAAAUUAUGUAUCAACUUCUGAAACAAACUUAUCUUCAGCAAAUUGGGAAGGUUUAACUGCUAUCAAAGAUUAAGGUUAAUGUGGAGCUGGUUGGGCUUUUGCAGCAAUAGGAGCAGUCGAAUCAAUUUUAAGAAUUGAUGGUAUCACAGAUAANUUUCGAAAUAAAUUAAUUAAAUUUAUAUGA